Messenger RNA from Macrosiphum euphorbiae (potato aphid), 1044 nucleotides. The record is from the annotation of a GenBank genome assembly. Lineage: Eukaryota; Metazoa; Arthropoda; Insecta; Hemiptera; Aphididae.
AUGACGGUACCGCAGCUGGAAGACGAACUAGAAAACCUCACUGCAGUGGCAGUAGUUGAUGAUUCGAAUUCCGUCGAGAAGCCAAAUUUGAAAGGAGAUUGGUUGAAUUUUUUCCUAUUAUUGUUGCUGUAUACGAUGCAAGGCAUACCGUUUGGUUUAGCAUCAGCAAUGCCGAUAAUUUUGCAAAGCAACAAAAAUGUGUCUUACAAUGAUCAAGCUCUAUUCAGUUUAGUUGCAUGGCCGGAUAGCUUAAAAUUGAUAUGGGCCCCUUUGAUAGACUCGCUAUACGUACAAAAUAUGGGAAGACGAAAAUCAUGGCUCAUACCAGUUCAAUAUUUAAUGGGGGCAUGCUUCAUUUAUAUGGCCGGCAAUAUUGACGAAUGGUUGCCAGAAACUCAAAAGCCGGACAUACUUAAAUUGGUAUCCGUAUUUUUCUUUACAAACUUCUUGGCCUCCACUCUAGACAUAGUCGUCGACGGUUGGUCACUGACAAUGCUCAAAAAGAAAGUGAAUAACGUAGGCUAUGCAUCUACAUGCAAUUCAACCGGUCUAGUGUUGGGCAUGAUGAUGAGUUAUUUGUUUUUCGUCUUGUUGACGUCGGAAGACUUCAGCAACAAGUACUUACGGAUUAGUCCAGAUGUGGGAGGAUUGUUCACUAUGAAAAGUUUAUUCUAUAUCUUGGGCAUACUUUUUAUAUUAAUAACUACAUUGAUUGCAAUUUUUAAAAAAGAAAAAGAUAGUAGAUUAGAGGACGACCAUGUAAAACUCAACAUUAUUCAAAACUAUUUACUACUAUGGGACAUUUUAAAACUACCUAGUAUUCAAAUAUUGGCACUAACAUUGUUGACAGCAAGGAUUGGAUUUGCUGCAACUGACAGUCUGGCUGUUUUAAAGCUCAUUGAUGCAGGAGUACCAAAAGAGAACAUCAUGGUUAUAAACACAACAAUUUUAGUUGUAAAAAUUACUGUGCCACUUGUUGUAGCGAAAUACACUUCUGGUCCAAAACCUUUGAACAUAUACCUAACAGCAACAACCAUCAGGUAG